Blumeria graminis f. sp. triticale is the source of this 1362-nucleotide messenger RNA. NCBI's taxonomy places the organism in Eukaryota, Fungi, Ascomycota, Leotiomycetes, Helotiales, Erysiphaceae. The record is from the annotation of a GenBank genome assembly.
AUGGCGCAAGAUCGAAGUCUCCCCAAAAAACUAAAUCCUCUGAUGACGGAAGAGCUUCCAUCUUAUGAAACCUUGGUAGCAAGGCGACGCCUUGGUCAGACUGAGUUGACCGUCAAAAUAGUUGCUGGGACACCUGUUUCCAAAGCUAAGAACUCUACCACGUUUGACUACGCUCAUCUACGUGCACCACUUCCAAAAGGAGUCGUAUCGGGAAUUUUCAACCCAUCACCGCCAUCCUACUUUUUGAUGCGCCGCAGUGAUGAUGGAUACGUAAGCGCCACUGGUAUGUUCAAGGCGACGUUUCCCUACGCAACAAUUGCGGAAGAGGAACAAGAGCGGAAGUAUAUAAAAUCAUUACCAAGUACAAGCAACGACGAAACUGCUGGAAAUGUGUGGAUUCCACCACACCACGCUCUAGAGCUAGCUGAAGAAUAUCAGAUCCUUCUAUGGAUUCAGGCAUUGCUAGAUAAUACGCCUAUUGAUACAGCUCCCUCUAAGGAUGAUAAAAGAAUAAUAACCCCCCCUCCUCCAUACCUGCCAAACUCCAAGUCAAUAAUUCCGCUUACUUCGUUGCGUGCUCGUCCUCCAAGAUUAAUUUCUUCCAGCGCGAAUGUCUCGCCCAGAAAGAUUGCUGCAAUUAGAACUCGCACAUCUAAAAUAAACACCAGGACAGAAACUAAAUCCUUUGCCGAGAAUUCAAAAGCCCAGACUCAGACCGAUAUUACAGGGGCUACAGAGACUUCCUCUGAAACAGUAACUCAAGAGAUGGAGAACAACUUGUCUACAGAGCCAGUUGAGACGCCAAUUGUAGCCAAUUGUUCUCUUGAGCUUAAUGAUUUAUCGCCAGACUUUGAGGCGAAGUCAGAACCCGAGACUGCGGAAAGGUGCGAAGAAAACCUUGAGACAGACCCCUAUCACGAUACAAGUUCAACAAUUUUAGAAACAGCGUCAUCAUCGUCAUCUCAUGAAUCCGAAGGUACAGAUCAUGAAUUUACGAUAACAUCAUCAGUAAUUUCAGAAGAACCUCCUGAACCAUUGCAUAUUAAAGAAAACAACUUUAAAGUGACAAGCGAAAAAGAAUAUUCUACGUCUGCAUUACCAUCUCCAGAGGAAACUAAAGAAAUUUUAAUCAAGGCUAGAGAAAUGGUCGAAGCUGCUCUAGAGCAUGAUAACAAAACACCAAUAUCGAGAAGUUCAAAGCGAAAAUCAGAUAAGAUUCAAGCAGAAUCUCAUGAUAGCUCUGAAUUCAGCGAGAAGGAUUUGGAUAGAAAGAGACGUAAAAUUGGAGAGAUUGAGCUUAAAAAAGAAAAGAUUAAAAGUCGUGCUCUACUUGGUAUCACCGCGACGCUUGCGAUUGGGUAA